This is a messenger RNA of Didymella exigua CBS 183.55, 1321 nucleotides long. RefSeq lists its product as uncharacterized. Lineage: Eukaryota; Fungi; Ascomycota; Dothideomycetes; Pleosporales; Didymellaceae. The record is from RefSeq and is a predicted model, not a curated record. The coding region runs from base 325 to 1191 and encodes 288 amino acids. The transcript is spliced from 2 exons.
CGCGAUAAGGAAUCUGGGCUUCGAAGACGAUUGUAACAAGACGAAUGCUUGUGAUGUGAAGUCCAGCCGGUACGUGGUGCUUCCAUUGUGCCAGACGGCCGCACAGCCACAUGCGCGUUCCCCGGAGUUAAGCUGGCAGGCGCGGGGAGCUGACGCCACGAUGAGCGCAUACCGGUACAUGUCGUCAAACACGCAGCAACGAUUCUCACUUGGUCUUCCAACGCGCAGCCUCACAAUCGCCCAGCAACAUUCAAAGAUCAGACCGUAAACUCUUCGACACAGCAACCUCUCCCUGUCACCACCGCAAACUCAACUCGACCCACCAUGUCGGGCACACAGCACCCACACGAGCCUCCACCGUCCUACGAGAGCGCCACUGGUAGCUCUUCGACAGAGCCUACGCCAGGCCUGGCUCGCGUCUCUACAGACGGGCCCGGCGCGCGCACAGAGCGGAACGGCAUCCCUAUGGAGCGACGGCGCUCGAUGGAGGACGAGCUGCGACCGCUCCCGGAAGGCUGGGUGAGGACGUUCGAUCCAGAAAGUCACCACCAGUUCUUCGUAGACACCAAGGCGGACCCGCCGCGAUCGAUAUGGACGCACCCGUGCGACGACGAGCAGUACCUCAGUACGCUGAGCCCGGAGGAGCACAAGCAGUAUAGUCGCAUGAAGCGCACCGUUACACUCGAGGACCUCGCCGCCGAAGACUCAGAUGAUGAUCACGAACUUCCACCACGACCUACAACGGGGCGCGGCAAGAGCGCCGAGCCAGAGCUCACAGGCUUUCACAAGUUCUCCCGCAAGCUGAAAGACAAGGUCACCGGGUCAACACAUACAGACCGCGAGCAGCAACGCGCUCGUCGCGCAGAGCAGGAGCGGCGUGCGUACCAGGCGCAUCUCCGCGCUCGUCAAGCCCUCAUUCGCGCCAUGGAGACCGGCGAACCUCAGUUCCUCUGCAAAGACGCACAAGGUAGGGACGUUUACGUCACACCACCGAACGGCUAUGCACCCCGCGGCGCGUAUGGUUACAACCCAUACGGCAGACCAUACGGAGGGUACCAGCCCGGUGUGCGGUACAUGCGUCCAGCGACACCAUACGGCAGACCCUACGGUUACGGAUAUGGUGGUGGUGCUGGACUGCCAAUCGCAGCUGGUUUCCUUGGUGGUGCUCUCGUUGGAGGCGCGUUGUUCUAGACAGCAUGAAGACCGAGACCUUCCCUAGGCGCAGCGGUGCACGAACGAGGUACGGAUGCUGGAGGCUUGCAGACGGUCCUCAUAUGAUGCAUGAGAUAUCCUACGACAAUAGAUUUUAGUGAGAAACGGA